CCACAACAUAGUCGAACAGCUGCGGCCACGUGUGGGGCGGAUCCGUCUGUCGGCCGAGUCCCGUGGUGAUGAUCGCACUGUCGCCCUCUUUCAAUCGGGCAGGUAAGGCAGUUUUCCUUUGCCUGGUGGCUGUAGCGUAAGAAGUUGUUUGCUGGACAAGGCUGAAAGUGUCAUUCAUCAGAACAAUAAGAAACGAGUUGCAUAAAGAUCAUUGGCCUUUUUUGCACUUGCGCUCUCUUACAUAACGACAUGACAUAUAGAAACAUACAGAUCAUAAUCACGCAUUUAUUUCUUUUUCGAGCGGAAUAAGAACUUGGUAGUAGUUUUUUUUUUUAAUAAAAAGAUAUUUCAUCUGGUUGAGACAAUGCGUAUCCGUUGGUCCAAUGCGAAAUAUUUGACGUCCAUCUUUCUUCUAAUUUUCAUAAUUUUUACAUGUUUCGAGUGGACAACUCUUAAAAGCAAUAACUCGCGCAACCUAAAUUUUCAACAUGUUCAACAGAGACCACCUAAAGCCAUCAUUCAUUCUGCGCUUCCUAAUGUGCCAAUUCAUAAUACAGUUGUUGCUAAAAAGGAGGAAACUUCCCACCAAAAGAAAUUUUCUUCUAUUACUAUGAAAUACAAUAAAACUAAGAACGCUUUUGACUUCUUCAAGUUUAACUGCUCAAAACCAGUUGACAAAAGACAUAUCAAGGUUAGAAAGCAAAAAAUAUAUCAGAUAUUAAUGUUUAAUAAUGAAGCAGUAUAUCUAUAUAAAGUUUAUUAUGAUGAUCGUAAAUCCCACUGGGGUAGAAAGUAUAUUCAAAUUCUUGCAGUCGGUCCUAAAAUCAACAAAACAAUUUAUGCUGACUUAUGGUUUGGUAAAAACGUAAUGAGCAAAUCUGUGUCUUCAUGUAGUAUUACAAAGCAUGGUCGUGACUCAAAUAUUACUUCCAAGAUAUUCCUCCAGUAUUUCUUCAGCUGUGAAAUAAAAGAUAAUGAUAUUCCUAAAUAUGUAUCACUGAGUUUUGAUAGAUGUGCUCCGAGGUCGAAUCUCUUGCAUGUAGAAGUACCAGACAGAAAGUGGAAGCACAAAUUUGCCAUAUGUAUCGAGACUAGCUAUGGGCAUAUUGAUCCUUCUGUGAUUAUCGAAUUUGUCGAGUAUAAUAAAUUGAUGGGCGUUACUUCAAUCUCUGUCUACCCAUCGCAGAUUUCUACGAAUAACAGGAAAGUUUUUCAGCAAUACGAGAAAGAAGGAAUUAUGAGUAUUUCUGAGACACCAUCUCCUUUGGAAGGCGACAGUUGGAAGAUAUUAACGUUGAGUAGUCCGAUCUCUUUCAACGAUUGCAUGCUUCGACAAAUGUAUUCAGCGGAAUAUAUUAUUCCGAUAGACUUUGAUGAAAUCCUAGUCCCAAGAUUAUCUGCUAAAAAUUAUUCUGCGUUAUUGAAUGACAUUGAUUCUACAUAUCGCGCAAAGGAACCAUUUUCUAUAUAUUCAUUCCGGACGUUCAUAUUUUUCACAACGUGUGGGAGUAAAAUCCAAAAUCCAAAAUUUAGUAACAUUUUCCGCUUCGUGCAUCGAUUAAAAAGAUUUGGCCAUUUGAAAUCAAUAGUAAAUCCUCGCAAGUGCUUGAGUGUGUAUAAUCAUUACUGCAAAGUAAAUUUUAAACAUUUGAAAGGCCCUGGUGGGGUUUCGGUCGACACUAGUCUUGCUAGUGUCCACCACUAUCGAAAGUCAUGGUCACAAAACUUUUGUAAACUUUUAUAUUCGGAAAACACCAUUGAUACUUUAUGUAAAGACAAAUUCGGAAAAAUGUUGUCGAAACCUCUUCAGGAUAAAUAUAAUAUGUUUAAACGAUUACAUCUCGUCUAAAAAUAAAAGAACAUCGGUACUUCAUGUAAAAAUAAAUUCGGGCAGAAAUGGUAUUAUUUCAUUUUAUUUCAUUUUAUUUCAUUUUCAUUAAAAAAAAUGCUGUCUUGCGUUUUGAAGUGGGGAUUGAUGGAAUAUUUAAGAUACUGAUGACACUGAUAUUUUUAUCCUUGGAUAGCAACUGUCAUUUUCUAUUUGCUUACCCGUAGAAGGAAUGAAAAAUGGCUAAUAUUUCCUUUGCUUUUGUUACACUUAUUCAAACCCCAAAGAAUCCUUCUCAACACAUGCCUAUGAUGAUCCCCCAUUACUCCUGCCCGUGAUCAGAGAUGCACACAUUGGCAGCCACCCUCAAGGGGUUAGGGUCAAGCAACUGACAAGCAAAUCUGUGGUAUUUAGCAGAAUAUUUGCUAUAAUGAUUCAGCGCUGAAUCUGUCUAAAAUGUAAUGUAAAAUAGAUGAAUUUUAAAACAUUGAUGUCAAGAUCACAAAAGCAUAGUAGCCAUUUCCUUUCAUUUCUAGGUCGAAGCAUAUAGGAAAUAACGCUAACUGACCAAGGACAAAAGAGAGAGAGAGAGAGAGAGAGAGAGAGAGAGAGAGAGAGAGAGAGCGGAAAAAAGGACAAUUUUGUUACACAGUGUUAUCAGUUAUGUACAUAGUACCUCAGGGAAAAUUGGGUGAUUUUAAAGUUUUUCUUAUAGUUAAUCCACGGUAUUCUUCCAACGGGCGAAAAAAUAAUACUCUAUCAACACAGUCUGUUCAGUCUCAUAUGGUGUGGUUAAAUUCUUAAGUUUGUAUUCGAAGAUAAAUAAAAGUUAAAUUAAAAUCUGA
This is a messenger RNA of Octopus sinensis (East Asian common octopus), 2673 nucleotides long. RefSeq lists its product as uncharacterized. The record is from RefSeq and is a predicted model, not a curated record. The transcript has 5 exons. Bases 365 to 1849 code for a protein of 494 amino acids. NCBI's taxonomy places the organism in Eukaryota, Metazoa, Mollusca, Cephalopoda, Octopoda, Octopodidae.